AAACUUUUAGGAGAAGGACAACACACGAUACUUGGAUUUGGUAAAUGUGCACGGGCCAAACCAGAACAACGCUCGUUUCUUCUCACGACUGGGGACACUAUUAGGUGAGUUGGCGAGUUUACAUCAACUGAUCAUACUUGGCGACUUUAACAGUCAGCUGGCGAACGUAGGCCUGACCGAAGAGGAGAAGCAGCUGAUCGGAACUUCUGUGGGACAUAACAGCUUCAAUGAAAACGGCUCACAAAUGCGGUUUUUCCUCGGACUCCAUUCCCUCGUUGCGCGGAACACCAAGGCCCCAUCUUACUUCAAGGUCACUUGGAAAAGCGGUGAUCGCCACAGUCAAAUUGAUCAUAUACUAACACACACCCAUUCCAAGUUGUAUUUGAAGGCUCUUCGGUGUAUUUGGCCUAAUCUCUCUACUGAUCACAAAAUGCUACUUUGUAAUGUUGUGAAGAAUCGUGCCGAAGUUCCAGGUAACCCGAACAGGAAACGUCCUUUUCAACCGAGAGCUGAUUUAGACCCAACCUUGCUUCGCUAUGAACCCAUUCAGAAGAAGUUUAAGGAACAAAUAACGAGUUCUGCGCCAUCAAGUUAUCCAGACGGUAGGUCUGUUGAGGAAAGUUGGGGUAGCAUGAAAACCCGACUGGAGGAUGCUGCGAUUGCUACACUGAAAAGAAGAAGAGUUCUUAACCGAAGUUGUAGACUCGCUCAGGCCCAUCUUAAGAAGUGUCAGUUUUGGGCAAAUCGGUCGUAUAAUCCAAAAUGGAAGUACCGUCUGGACGAAGCUAAGGAGGAUCUGCGUAGAAAGAUCAGGGAGAGUGAGGAAGAAGAAAUGAAGCUGGGCCUUAGCGACAUUGAAACCCGUCGCUUUGGGAGCGUCUCAGGCUAAGCCACAAAUUGUUCAAGCGAUUUAAGAAGGUGCCAGAUAAGAAGUCAAAAUCCUCAACUACCGCAUCAUCAAUCAAGCUCGGGGAUUGGCUCGUGGGUGACAGUGGGCCGAACCUGAUCCCACCCCUACAGCCUGACUUGGACUGUCCCCCUCUGCUGUCCCCUCCCACCUUGGAAGAGGUUAGAUCUAUUCUGGACCAAAUGAAGAAUGGGAAAACACCCGGUGCAGACAAUCUUUGCUCAGAAUAUCUCAAGUACGGUGGUGAACAGGCUCUUGGCGAACUACAUCAACUGCUGACAAAAGUUUGGAUCGAGAAUUGCAUGCCGGCCGACUGGAAACACGUUGUGGUGGUCCCCAUUCCCAAAGUGAAGAAUCCUAAAACUACCGAUCAUUACCGUAAGAUCUCCCUAACCAGCUGCGCGUAUAAAGUUUAUGCUACCUGGGUGCUGGGUAAACUACAGCAACUCGUCGGGCCAAUCGGAUCACAUCAGGCCGCCUUCUUGCCAAACCGUUCUACAACAGACCACCUCUUCAUUCUUCAACGCUUACUGCAGGAACGCUGGAAUGGGGGCAAGUCGACCCUUCUCAUGUCACUCGACAUAGAGAAGGCCUUCGACCGGGUGUGUUUACUGUCCCUUCCAGCGAUUUUGCGACGUAAUACUAACACUUAUAAUUUUAUUCAAAAUACUAACAUGUUUCCCUUUGUAGGAAAGGGAGUUCCGAACAAUUUCAUCAAUCGCGUAAUUGAGUGCCUGAAGGGCGAACAGCAAUUCCUCUGGCAACGUCAACUGUCUGAAACUCAAACUCGUCAUCGCGGCAUAAAGCAGGGGUGUCCAGGGUAGGCAAAUGGCAAAAAACCAUCGCGAAGCCCUCGUUUGAUUUAUUACCUUCCAGUUACAGAAUUCACUAUAAUGAUCUUUUUGGAGGCCCAUCGGCAAAUACCUUCCCUGGGGGUGUCCCUUAUCGCCCUUCAUAUUCCUGUUAAUAAUGGAGGCUGUUCUAGAAUCUGUAGCGGACGAGAUCCCGAACCUCCACCUGAAUCCGGACAGUGAACUCGAGCUUCCAUUGAUUUUAGCAUUCGCGGACGACCUCAUCAUCGUAGCUGAUUCUGUGAGCGAUGUUGAGACGAUCCUUUCAUCUCUGAAGGAGAACCUUUCGUACGUAGGGCUAAACCUCAAUCAAGAAAAAUGCAAGGUUCUAAUCAGAGAGCCGAAGGGCGAGGCCGUCACAGAGAUCAGUAUUCUAGGAAAAACGUACAAGACCACGGAGCCGCUACGAUACCUCGGAAUCUACAUAACUCCCCGCCUGGACCGACCUAUGACCACCCGAACAAGGUGCAGAAAUGCAGUGAAGUCUUCACGAAUUGUAAUGGAUUUUUUGAACCGUUACAAUCCCCCGUGGGACAUUGGGAGAGCCUUCUAUGAAACCGUAAUUGCCCCAUCCAUGAUCUACGGAACACAAACGGCCGUCUUAACUAAAUACAGUCGGCGAUCUAUUCGCGGUUACGAACAGCAGAUUGUGCACGCCUUGUAUAAUCUAUGCCGAGGCCACGACAGCUCCAGACCACCACCUCCAGUAAAUGUCCUGCUUAAAAAACGCAGGAUUACAAAGAAAAUUCGAAUGUACCAGAUGCGCUGGUGGGGCCACGUCAUGCGGCGUCCUCGGAGCCACAUCUUGAGGAUCGCUGCCCGGCUUCGCCCAGCACGCCUUCGAGCUUGUCGACCAGGGCUGACCUGGAGGGACAGUGUUCGUCAAACGAUGGAUCGAUACAAUGGAAUGACCCACCGCAGAUGGAAGGAACAAGCAAUACAACUAUUUCCAUAUUUGUUACUUUACCAAUAAAUCGUACUUAAAAAUUACAAAAGCAUUGACUAUGAUUUAAAACUAAGAGGGAUAGACACUUGUGUUUCAACAAACAUCUCUUAAAUCUACAGCUACAGCAACAAUUUCCCGAUUAACACUGUUCAUUCAAGUUUUUAAUAUUUCACAACCCGAUCAAACCUUAUACCACCCCCAAGAAAACAAAAUAACAACACUUUUAUCGAUUCAAACUGUUUACCACAACACAUGUUCUCACACAAUCUGUACUGCUCAACGCG
This is a messenger RNA of Culex quinquefasciatus (southern house mosquito), 2988 nucleotides long. RefSeq lists its product as uncharacterized. The coding region runs from base 1877 to 2731 and encodes 284 amino acids. NCBI's taxonomy places the organism in Eukaryota, Metazoa, Arthropoda, Insecta, Diptera, Culicidae. The transcript is spliced from 2 exons. The record is from RefSeq and is a predicted model, not a curated record.